AUGGCGAUUGUUCAGGAUUACUAUGCACUGAAAGAGAACGAGAUCUGCGUCUACCAGGGCGAGAUUGUACAAAUCCUGGCCAUCAACCAGCAGAACAUGUUCCUGGUCUACCGGCCCGCCAACGACCACUCCCCGGCGGCGGAAGGCUGGAUCCCCGGCUCCGUUUUGGGGCAAAUUACUAAGACCUCUGCUGACAGUAGCGACAGAAGCAUCAAGAAGUCAUGUUCUUGGCACACUCUCCGCAUGAGGAAACGGGACGGCAAGGAGCCGAACGGCCAGUGUAAAAGCGUGGAGGGUCUGGGCAGCAAGGUGAAAGACCACAACAUUUCCGAGGAGUCGGAAUGUGAUGACUUUGACCCCGGUGCUAGCAUGGAG
This is a messenger RNA of Staurois parvus, 375 nucleotides long. NCBI's taxonomy places the organism in Eukaryota, Metazoa, Chordata, Amphibia, Anura, Ranidae. The record is from the annotation of a GenBank genome assembly.